Molecule: messenger RNA, 2582 nt
Organism: Poeciliopsis prolifica (blackstripe livebearer)
Lineage: Eukaryota; Metazoa; Chordata; Actinopteri; Cyprinodontiformes; Poeciliidae
Gene: utp11
Product: UTP11 small subunit processome component
Exons: 8
Coding region: 128-886 (252 amino acids)
Biological process (GO): rRNA processing
Cellular component (GO): small-subunit processome; nucleolus
Source: RefSeq, a predicted model, not a curated record
UGCUCACAGGAAGUAACAGAGCUUGCGUAGUAGUUAGCUUUCUUUCUUAGCUUCACAAAUAAAGAAACAGCAUUUAUCUAUUUUGACGGUUUUUAGGAGGUUUUCGGUCUGUGAACAUCGACUAAAGAUGUCUUCAUUUAGAAAAGCGCUUAAGUCCCGACAGAGAAACCACCAUGAGAGAUCUCAGCCUGGUUUUAGGAAAACUAUGGGUUUGUUGGAGAAGAAGAAAGACUACAAGCUACGAGCAGAGGAUUAUCACAAGAAACAAAACACUCUCGCUGCUCUGCGAAAGAAAGCUCUGGAGAAAAACCCAGAUGAAUUUUACUUCAACAUGAUCAGCUCCAAACUGGAGGAUGGAGUUCAUGUGAUGAAGAAAACUGAGGAGGAAGUGACGGAGGAGCAGAAGAAAAUGAUGAGGACUCAGGACAUGAGAUAUGUGGAGAUGAAACGGGUUGCAGAGGCAAAGAAAAUAGAAAGACUGAAAGGAGAGCUUCAUCUUCUGGAUGCAGAGAACAAACACAAGAACAAACACACCUUUUUUGUUGAUUCCAAAAAGGAAGUGGAAACAUUUAACCUGGCCAGCCACCUUGGUACUGAUCCAAAGCUGGUGGAUCGAGUGUACAACAGACCAACUCUGCAAACAUUGGAGACCAAAAGCAUCAAAGGAGCUGUGAAACCAGAUAUUAUUAACAAACUGGCCAAGCAGAGGAAGCAUCAGUAUAAAAUCCUCUCUCAGAGGAUUGACAGAGAAAAGAAAAUGUUUGUCAUCAGCCAGAAAAUCCAGUCCCGUAAAGACCUACAGGAUAAAAACAAGAAAGUGAAGGUAAAGAAGGAGACAACUGACAGAGCAGCCAUUUACAAGUUUGAGUCCAAGAGGAAACGCUAAGAAAGGACAACUGAGGACCAAGUUAGUUUUUGGAUAGGAUGCCUACAAAGUACUGAACUCACCUUUGAUCCCAGGAGAUCCAGAAGAGAAAGAAUUUUUUUCACCAAACUGUUGGGAAUAUUGCCAUGUAGUGCAUAUUUAUGCAAAUAUUUUAGUUUUUUCAAAUGAAAAUGUAAAUGCAAAUAAAUUUCUCAUUCAAGUAAUUCAGUGAGAAAAGUUGUUGGCUUAGCUUACAAAUGUCUGAGUUUUCAUAUUUUGGAGAACAAGUGGAUGAUUUCUGAAGCUGCCCUGGGCUGAGUUUGAAAAGAUGCAAUCUGAUCAUAUGAGGUGCUUAAAUGGUGGAAAUAUAUUUUAAGUUACCACUAGGGGGCAUUAGUGUUCUAUGACUAAAAAAAAUCUAUCUAAUAAUUAUAGAGAGAGGAACCCAGGAUGUUACUUUCGUGAUUUACAUUUUAAACACCUUAAAUAUUUAUUUUAACCCUAUAGAGUUAUUUAGUAGUCUUUACAUAUUUUAAUCUAAAUAUGAGAAAAUCAGUGCAAAAAAUCCUUAACCAGAUGUAGUUUUUUUCUGUUUUUCUCAUUUUCUGAUUCUAUACUGGUGCAGUCACGUUCAAUUGCAGUGGAUUACCACCACGUUGUGUUUUGGGCCAUAGCAAGAUAGUUCAAUAAGUAAGUUAAUAUGAUUUGUGUUUGAUAAAUAACCAUCUGAGUUUUUCAGAUGCACAAAAAUUGCACCUUUUCAAUGGCCCAUUCUGCCAUUUCCUUCAGGUCUUGCUCAGUUGCUGUUGAAAGUUUUAUAAAUGAUGGGUUUGUUUCUGGAAAUUAAGUCACAUUCACGACCCUACCAGUGGUGCCAAUCAGUGAUUUUUACUUUUCUGAAGUUGUAUUUUCGCUUCAAUUCAGCUUGCUUAGAACCUUGGCCAAGUAGAUAAAAGGAGCUGGUGCCCUGAAAUCAAGUUAAACUGUGUUGGUACAUGUGGAAAUGUGGCUUUUUAGAGCAAACAGCAUCACACCAACCAAGAAACACAACUGAUAUAUGAGGGAGAAGUGUAAAGUAGAGUUAAAAUAAAAAACAAUAUGCCAAGCUUUAAACAUCUGAUGAGGCAUUGUUCAAUACAUCAUCUAAACAUCCAGGAAAAGUUUAGAUCUAAAUCCACAUUAUAAAUUUUGAUAAUAAAUAGAAACUGCACAAUACAGAUGCCCUCCAUUUAAUCAGAUUGAGCAUAAGCUAAUUUGCAAAGACAAACUGGCAAACCUUUCAGUGUCUCAAUGUGCAAAACUGGUAGAGAGAUACCUCAAAAACAUGUAACUGCUGCCAAAAAUUUAGUUUUUUAUAUAGAAAAAAAAACUUUUCAGGAUAUUAUAGAUAGAGCAAAACAACUAAACUAUCAACAACUCAUCCCAUAUGUGGGAUGUGUUUACACUUCUGUGUGGUGUUGAAAUUGGAGACUACACUGAAGAUCUGGCUCCCAGCAGCAGAUCACAGUGAAGCUGAUUUGACUGUUCAUUGUGGUUUCACCAGCUUCAUAAGCAAAGCCCAUCCAUCACCUUCAACAGGGAGACACUGAAAGGAAAGGAAGGAGAGAGGGCAACGGACAAACAGCUCAGGAUGAACCACUGUUCACCUUGUGUAGCUGUUUAAAUUUUAAAUUAAAGCCAUCAGCUUUGAAAUCAUUGAAAGCUUGAAAACAAAUCA